UUUGAUCAUUCAUCCUUAUUAUGAGCAGCAGAGAGUAAAAACUGUUUCAGUUGUGCGUAAAUAGAACUCCGAAAAAAUAACAACAAUGGACUUAGCAUCAAUGGAAAAUUGCUGCCGAAUAUGUUUAGGUAUAGAAAAAACGUUUUUGUCGUUGAAAACCGAGGUGGAGUCCGAAGGAGUCAUGGUUACGUGCAUGGAUAUGUACAGCAGCAUUACUGCGAUAGAGGAACAUUAUGAAAACAUAAUUUCCAAUAAAGUUUGUAUCUCGUGCUUUUCUGAGCUGAACAAUUACUACCGGUUUAAGAAAAAAGCUCUCGAAUCGUUUAAUACACUUUUACAAGCUUAUCGUACAUUUCGUCACGAUGUCUCUUUGGCCAACGAUGAUAUAUCAGAGGAAAUAUUAAAUAAAUAUCCUCUCUCUCUAGAUAUAUGUGUUGAAAAUGAAGAUUAUGAUUCUCGCGAAAAAAUUGAACACAGGCAGGACAUCCCAGGUUCCAUAGAAAAUGAUGCCAGUAAUGAUUGUGGAAUCGAAAUACAGAAGGAAGACAAAUCAGAACGAAUAAACCAAACUACAGAUGUAUAUGACGAGGAAUUUCUAGAGAUGGAGUGUACUGAUACUAAAGUUCAGGAUCAAUUAAUCGUGCACGUCGCUGAUGAAAUUCUGGACGUUAUUGAAUUUAGCGAUCACGAACCAAAUCCGCAAAUUGGCCAAGAAAACGAACAAAAUCUUACGACCCAGGUAGUCAAGUGCAUGGUUUGUUCGAAACAAUUAAAAUCUCAAGCGGAACUGGAUAGUCACUUCGUAGCAGAACAUUGUCAACAGGAACCGGAUGGGGGACACUUUAUUUGCCCUGUGUGCAACAAACGCUUCGGAACGAGGAAAACACUUCGCCAGCAUUGCCGAAUUCACCAGGAUCGCGAAUUGCGUAGAUUCCGUUGUCGUUACUGCGAUAAAUCGUUCAAUUAUAGCCAUCACCUGAAAAUCCAUGAGACAACUCAUACAAUGGAAAAGCCUUUUUCAUGCAGUUCAUGCACAAAACAAUUCGCAUCAAAGGAUCGACUUAGAAAUCAUGAGUUGCAGCAUGUCGAUAGUUUUAGAUACAAAUGUGAGUCGUGUUCCAGUUCGUUCCGAAGUAGAAAAGCACUCAAGAUGCACGCAAUUCUUAAACACGAUGCAGCUGUUGAUAAGUUCGAACCAGUCGAAUGUGGGAAUUGUGGAAAAGGCUUAUAUUCACAGUCUGCUGCCAGUGCCCAUCUUAAGGGACCGUGUGGAAGUAACUCAACAGAAGCAAAUAAGGUCACUUGAAAAUAUAUGAAUAAAAAUAUUGA
Molecule: messenger RNA, 1329 nt
Organism: Topomyia yanbarensis
Lineage: Eukaryota; Metazoa; Arthropoda; Insecta; Diptera; Culicidae
Product: zinc finger and BTB domain-containing protein 14-like
Exons: 2
Coding region: 86-1306 (406 amino acids)
Cellular component (GO): nucleus
Molecular function (GO): zinc ion binding
Source: RefSeq, a predicted model, not a curated record